Molecule: messenger RNA, 696 nt
Organism: Acanthosepion pharaonis
Lineage: Eukaryota; Metazoa; Mollusca; Cephalopoda; Sepiida; Sepiidae
Source: the annotation of a GenBank genome assembly
AUGUGUUAUCUAUCUUUCUGUCUAUCUAUCACUUAUUUUCAUCUAUCUAUCUAUCUAUCUAUCUAUCUAUCUAUCUAUCUAUCUAUCUAUCACCUAUUUUCAUCCAUCACUUAUUUUGAUCUAUCUAUCUAUCUAUCUAUCUAUCUAUCUAUCACCUAUUUUCAUCCAUCACUUAUUUUGAUCUAUCUAUCUAUCUAUCUAUCUAUCUAUCUAUCUAUCUAUCUAUCUAUCUAUCUAUCUAUCACUUAUUUUCAUUUAUCUAUCUAUCUAUCUAUCACUUAUUUUCAUUUAUCUAUCUAUCUAUCUAUCUAUCUAUCUAUCUAUCUAUCACUUAUUUUCAACUAUCACGUAUUUUCAUCUAUAUCUAUUUAUGUAUCUAUCACUUAUUUUCGUCUAUCACUUAUUUUCAUCUCUCUAUCUAUCUAUUUAUCUAUCUAUCACUCAUUUUCAUCUAUCUAUCACUUAUUUUCAUCUAUCACUUAUUUUCAUCUAUCUAUCACUUAUUUUUAUCUAUCAUUUAUUUUCAUCUAUCUAUCUAUCUAUCUAUCACUUAUUUUCACCUAUCACUUAUUUUCAUCUAUCUAUCUAUCUAUCUAUCUAUCUAUCUAUCUAUCUAUCUAUCUAUCUAUCUAUCACUUAUUUUCAUCUCUCUCUCCCUCUCUCUCACUCUCUAUCUAUCUAAUCAUUUCACUCUAA